Hyla sarda is the source of this 2376-nucleotide messenger RNA. RefSeq names its product zinc finger protein OZF-like. Lineage: Eukaryota; Metazoa; Chordata; Amphibia; Anura; Hylidae. The transcript is spliced from 8 exons. Gene Ontology annotation, molecular function: RNA polymerase II transcription regulatory region sequence-specific DNA binding; DNA-binding transcription repressor activity, RNA polymerase II-specific. Bases 158 to 2299 code for a protein of 713 amino acids. The record is from RefSeq and is a predicted model, not a curated record. Gene Ontology annotation, cellular component: nucleus. Gene Ontology annotation, biological process: negative regulation of transcription by RNA polymerase II.
CAGCCGAACCCCAAGCGAUCAGACACUUCUCCCCUACCCUGUGGCUAGGGGGAUAACAUGUUCUGUACCGGAGUUCCCCUUUUUCCCUUUAAGGCUUUAGGAUACAAUACAUACAGAGGCCUCAAGUCCAUAUAAAGUGCAUUCAGCAUCUCUGAAGAUGGACGGGGAUGUGGUUUCCAAAGCUGAUCAAAUAAUGAACUUCACCUUGGAGAUCAUCAGCCUGCUGAGUGGAGAGGAACCUGUAAAAAGGAAAAGGCCUGGUCAUGUCUCACGCAAAAGUAAUACCAGGGUAAGCAGGAGCCAGAGCCUCAUCACAGUGCCACAACUUCUACCUGAGACACAGAAUGAAGCGAAGAUCUUAGAACUCACCAACAAGAUCACCGAGCUGCUAACUGGAGAGGUUCCUAUAAGAGAUGAGGACAUCAUGGUUAGUUUCACCAUGAAUGAGUGGGAGUAUGUAGAAGGACACAAGGCACUUUACAAGAAUGUCAUUAUGAAGGGACACCAGGUCCAUGAAUCAUCAGGUUUUAAUCUCCAUCGAUGGUAUUUCCCAAAGACUGUACAUAGAAAGGGUCCUUUGAAUAAUGAAGUGUUAAGUCUUUCUCAGGAAAUUCUACAUCAACUUACUGGAAAGGAUUACAUGGCUGUGAAGAAGACGGGUGAUAAGGGUAGAGCUCAAAUCUCCAUAGUGGAUUCUUGGCCUCCCUCACAGAUACUUGAUGGAAAUAAUGAGAACAUCCUGGAUCUUACCAACAAGAUAAGACGGCUGCUGACUGGAGAGGUUCCUAUAAGGUAUGAAGACAUCACAAUCUGUUUCUCCAUGGAGGAGUGGAAGUUUGUAGAAGAACAUAAGAAUUCUUAUAAUAUAUUGUUUUUGCCAGAAAUCUCAAUUUCUCACAAGUCUCCUCAAAUAAUUUCUUGGCCUUCGCUCGGAGACAAAGUUACUUUCAAUGCAAAGAGUACAAAGCAGGACAGCAGUGUCCAAGAAAAUAAAGCCUCGAUAAAAAUGAGGACAACAAAAGACACUAAACAGUCAACUAAAAGUGUGGACUCUUACAACAGUAAACCGUAUAAACCUUCUGAUAUUAGAAUGUAUCUCAGAGACCUCACACCAACUAAAGGCAGCUAUAAAGAUGUCAACUCUGCCCAAAAAAUGGGAAAAUGCUCGAUAUGUGCCGAAUAUCUCAGCCGUGAAUCAGAAGUCAGGAACCAGGAUCGUACCAUCUGCAGAAAGUGUCUCAUGGAGACUUCGAACAAACAUGGCAGGUGGGUGGAAAAGAAGUUUUCAUGUAACUUUUGUGAUAAAAUAUUUACAUGCAAGUCCUCUCUUGUUAGGCAUGAGCACGCUCACUCCGGAGAGAGACCAUUCUCGUGCUCUCAGUGUGGGAAAAACUAUAAGCUGAGGCAUCAUUAUACCCGUCACAAGAAAAGCCAUGUGUUAGAUGAACCAGUUCUGUGUACUUUUGAGGAUUCACCGUUGGGCACGGGGAAAGAUAUGACCCUUCACAAUCCCACAGUUCACCAGGAUCUUCAUACAUGUGUACAAUGUGGAGCAACCUUUCCUAACCUCUCCCAAUUCAUCAGUCAUCAGAAAGUCCACAAAACAAUAAAACCAUUCGCUUGUGUGGAAUGUGGGAAGACGUUCAGUGGGAAAGGCAGUCGUGAUGCCCACUUGAGAACCCAUACUGGGGAAAGGCCCUUUCCAUGCAAGGAGUGUGGGAAAGAGUUUAGAUAUAAGUCCCAUCUGGUGGAACAUGAAAGAAGCCACACAGGUGAGAAUGUGCUGGUUUGCAGUGAAUGUGGCAAAUGGUUCUACAAUAAAAGUAGCUUUGAGACUCACUUGAGAAUCCACACAGGGGUGAAGCCAUUUCCUUGCUCUGAAUGUGGAAAGUGUUACAGGAGACGUCAUCAUCUUGUUUGCCACCAAAGGACUCACACGGGGGAGAAACCCUAUGGCUGCACAGAGUGCGGUAAAACUUAUAGGGAUAGGAAACAGUUAAUAAGGCAUCAGAUGAGACACGCUGGCGUGAAGCCAUAUUGUUGCGAUUCCUGUGGACUAGGAUUUAUCACACACGCGGAUCUUGUUGCACAUAAGAAGAUUCACACUGGGCAUAAACCACACCAUUGCUCAGACUGUGGCCGAGGGUUUAUCAAGAAGUCCCAUCUUGUGGUACAUUACAGGAGUCACACGGGGGAGAAGCCGUUCCCUUGUUUAGAUUGUGAUAAGCGUUUUACCACUAACUCACAUCUUUGUAGGCAUGUAAAGCGUUGUCAUAGCGGGGAUGAGACGGCCAGGUAAUCUGUUUGUGGUAGGAGGAAAUCCCAAAAUCUUAAUGAACAUUAACCCACAAAUGUAUUGUUAAGAAACAUAUGUUA